This is a messenger RNA of Odocoileus virginianus texanus, 3712 nucleotides long. The record is from RefSeq and is a predicted model, not a curated record. NCBI's taxonomy places the organism in Eukaryota, Metazoa, Chordata, Mammalia, Artiodactyla, Cervidae.
AUCCUGUGAUUCCUUCAGGAUCUGAACAGAAGCUAAAGAGCCCUGAUGCAGGAACUUAACUUGAAGGAAGUCGACUUCAAGCAGACUGACUUGAAUCAGAACCUCACUGGGGAAGCCUAAGUGUUCAAUAAACUGCAUUAUUUCUUCAUCUGGAAAAUACUGAAGAGCAGUGGCUUUUGUCAUCCUGGACUUAACUUUCUGAAAGCCUGGCCAUCCCAUGCGGACUUCUGGUAGAAUGAGCAAUGCAAAGAGCUGGCUUGGACUUGGCAUGUCCUUGUACUUCUGGGGAUUGAUGGACCUUACCACCCCUGUUCUCUCGGGCAAACCAACACCACCAGGCAAACUAGAAGUGUUCCUGUCAGACAAACCACAGUCACACCCGCGGACAAAGAGGAGCUGGGUUUGGAACCAGUUUUUUGUUCUGGAAGAAUACACUGGAACUGACCCUUUGUAUGUCGGCAAGCUUCAUUCAGACAUGGAUCGGGGAGAUGGCUCCAUCAAAUACAUCCUCUCGGGAGAAGGCGCAGGCGUCGUGUUUACCAUCGACGACACCACUGGAGACAUCCACGCCAUUCAGAGGCUUGAUCGGGAGGAAAGGGCCCAGUACACUCUCAGGGCUCAGGCCCUGGACAGGCGCACGGGCAGGCCAAUGGAGCCGGAGUCCGAGUUCAUCAUCAAAAUCCAAGAUAUCAAUGACAACGAGCCCAAGUUCCUGGACGGGCCUUAUGUCGCUACCGUGCCGGAGAUGUCACCAGUGGGGACUUCCGUCAUCCGGGUGACAGCCACCGACGCUGACGACCCGACCUAUGGCAACAGCGCCCGGGUGGUAUACAGCAUCCUGCAGGGCCAGCCGUACUUCUCCGUGGACUCCAAAACAGGGGUAAUUAGGACCGCACUCAUGAACAUGGACCGAGAAGCCAAAGAGAACUACGAGGUGAUCGUCCAAGCCAAGGACAUGGGGGGGCAGCUCGGAGGACUAGCGGGGACCACGACUGUCAACAUCACCCUCUCAGAUGUCAACGAUAACCCACCCCGCUUCCCCCAGAAACACUACCAGAUGAGUGUGUUGGAAUCAGCUCCGGUUAGCUCGACUGUGGGGAGGGUGUUUGCCAAGGACUUGGACGAAGGAAUCAACGCGGAGAUGAAGUACACGAUCGUGGAUGGGGACGGGGCAGACGCAUUCGACAUCAACACGGAUCCCAACUUCCAAGUGGGCAUCAUAACCGUGAAGAAGCCCCUGAGUUUUGAGAGAAAGAAAAGCUAUACCUUAAAAGUGGAGGGAGCCAACCCUCACCUCGAGAUGCGAUUUCUGAACCUGGGCCCAUUUCAAGACACAACCACGGUGCACAUCAGUGUGGAAGACGUGGAUGAGCCCCCUGUGUUCGACCCUGGCUUUUAUUUUGUGGAGGUACCUGAAGAUGUGGCGAUUGGGACAACCAUACAGAUCGUUUCUGCCAAGGACCCAGAUGUGACCAACAACUCAAUCAGAUAUUCUAUUGACAGAAGCAGUGAUCCUGGAAGAUUCUUCUAUGUGGACAUUACAACAGGUGCCCUAAUGACUGCAAGACCUCUUGACCGGGAGGAGUUUUCUUGGCAUAAUAUCACUGUCCUUGCAAUGGAAAUGAACAAUCCAUCCCAGGUUGGAAGUGUUCCUGUCACAAUCAAAGUCUUAGAUGUGAAUGACAAUGCCCCAGAGUUCCCCCGAUUCUAUGAAGCUUUUGUCUGUGAGAAUGCCAAGGCAGGACAGCUGAUCCAGACCGUGAGCGCCGUGGACCAGGACGACCCGCGCAGUGGCCAGCACUUCUACUACAGCCUGGCUCCUGAGGCUGCGAACAACCCCAACUUCACCGUAAGGGACAACCAAGAUAACACCGCCCGGAUCCUAACCAGGAGGUCUGGCUUCCGGCAGCAGGACCAGAGUGUCUUCUACCUGCCCAUCCUGAUCUCGGACGGUGGGCAGCCGGUGCUGAGCAGCACGGGCACGCUGACCAUCCAGGUGUGCGGCUGUGACGACGAGGGCCACGUGCUGUCCUGCAGCCCCGAGGCCUACAUGCUCCCUGUGAGCCUCAGCCGCGGCGCGCUCAUUGCCAUCCUGGCCUGCGUCUUCGUCCUCCUGGUGCUGGUGCUGCUCAUCCUCUCCCUGCGGAGGCACCGAAAGCAGCCCUACAUCCUCGACGACGAGGAGAACAUCCACGAGAACAUCGUGCGCUACGACGACGAGGGCGGCGGCGAGGAGGACACCGAGGCCUUCGACAUCGCAGCCAUGUGGAAUCCCCGCGAGGCGCAGGCGGCCGGCGCGCCCAAGACGCGGCAGGACAUGCUGCCCGAGAUCGAGAGCCUCUCGCGCUACGUGCCCCAGACGUGCGCCGUCAGCAGCACCGUGCACAGCUACGUGCUGGCCAAGCUCUACGAGGCCGACAUGGACCUGUGGGCCCCGCCCUUCGACUCCCUGCAGACCUACAUGUUCGAGGGCGACGGCUCGGUCGCCGGCUCGCUCAGCUCCCUGCAGUCGGCCACAUCGGACUCAGAGCAGAGCUUCGACUUCCUCACGGACUGGGGGCCCCGCUUCCGGAAGCUGGCGGAGCUCUACGGGGCGUCGGAGGGGCCCGCGCCCCUAUGGUGACGGAAGCCGGGAGGCGGGCGCGCGGCCAAAAUUGGCCGGUCUGGGCGGCGGCUUCGCAGAAGAGCGCCCCGUCCACGGGAGCGGUGGCGUGCGGGCCAGCGCGGCCGGGGGCGCGCGGAGCUCUCUCUGGAUCAGCUUUACUCGGUGAGGUUAAGCUACAUCCUCAAAAGGAAACACAGGAAGAGGGGGGCAGAACCGCCAACGACCUUUAUUUUAUUUUAUUUAAAAAUUUUUCUGAUCCUGUAUCCCAAGGUGUGGAGUCUGAGGUUACGUAUGGCGGGUUUGGCUUGUCUCUGCCAUUCACGAAGGCGUUUGUCUUCAUUGCCACUUCAGAGAUGCUGAGCUUUUCAGUGCAGAGGUGACCGUUGAAAACUGUUCUAAUCUUCUAUCUGUUUGGGGGCUUUUUUAAAAAGUUAUGUUCUGUUCUCUCCAUUUAAGGAUUUGGCGGGUGCAUCACCCUGCACAAACCAACCCACACAAAAGAACACUGAAAGUGAUUCCUCGGUGAGAUUAACCUCACUUGUUCUGGGCUGGAUGGAAUCUCUUUCCAUCCUUUUAAGACCAGGCUAAGGCCUAAUUGGCAUUGCAUGGGGGGGGAUGGGGGGUGGGAGAAGGAAGAGGCAUUGACUUUAAGCUCAAGUUGAAUGGCUGAACCUAGAGUUGUCGGCGUCACAGCCAAACCACCUCCAUCGAGUUAGAGCAUUCUUGUUCCCUCAGCUCUUUAACUGUGCCCCUGCAAAACUGUUGGGAAGGAGACCAGAAAAUCUGCCUCUUUUGCACUGUAGAUGUCUCUUCCAUGUGCCAAAUGUGACGAUUAGAUGCUACGAAAUGAAAGCCAAAUAAAAAGAAGUAUCUGAUAAAAGCAUGGGUUAGUGGGCUUUCCUAAUCUGUGUGAGGUCAAUCCAAGGGAUGUUUACAUACUGUAGAUAACCUACUUGAACACAAAUCAGUAUUAUAGAGAGUAAAUGGAUGUAAGAAAAUUACAUGUAUAAGUUUUGUAUAUUUGUUAAUAAUUUUGGUAAUAAAUAUGAUGUACUGUAUCUCAGUACCUUUAGCACUUCUUUUAAUAGAAGUUAAAUAGACGGGAAA